GCCGGGGGUCCCGCUGCCGCCCUCGCUGCUGUGAGGCUCGGGGCUGGGUAGUGAAACGAGGAUGGUGGCACCGCUCUUGGGGGUGCCGCUCUGCUGCUGUCUCGUGUUCUCCCGUCAUCACAGCCAUGCAGAUGGAUUUAAUCCUGUAACUUUCCAUCAUACCGAGGUUUGGACAGAGCUCUGACAGGAUGCUGGGAAUUCUGAAGCAGCCGGUUGUGGUGACGGCCGAGAUAAACUUGAGCCUGGUGGCACUGACUGUGGUGGGGUUAAUGAGUCGUCUCUGGGGGCUUUCCUAUCCACGGGCUGUGGUUUUUGAUGAAGUUUAUUACGGCCAGUUUGUUUCGCUCUACAUGAAGAGGAUCUUCUUUGUGGAUGACAGUGGCCCUCCCUUUGGCCACAUGCUGCUGGCCCUGGGAGGUUACAUAGGAGGAUUUGAUGGAAACUUCUUAUGGAACAGGAUUGGAGCUGAAUACACCACCAAUGUCCCUGUUUGGUCCCUGAGACUCCUGCCAGCACUGGCUGGUGCUCUCUGUGUCCCUUUGGCAUACCAGAUUUUGGUGGAGCUGCACUUCUCCCACUGUGCUGCACUUGGAGCUGCUCUUCUCAUUCUCUUAGAGAACUCUUUGAUCACUCAGUCAAGGUUCAUGCUCCUGGAAUCAAUACUGAUUUUUUUUAUCCUACUUGCAGUUUUGUCCUACCUGAAGUUCUACAAUUUGCAGAGGCACAGUUCCUUCUCUGGAAGCUGGUGGUUUUGGCUUCUGUUGACUGGAGUAGCUUGUUCUUGUGCAGUUGGAGUGAAAUACAUGGGCUUGUUUACCUAUGUGCUGCUCUUGGCUGUGGCAGGACUUCACUUCUGGCACAUGAUAGGAGACCAGAGCUUCUCCAAUGUUUCCUUGCUGUGCCAUUUUCUAGCGAGGGGACUGGCCCUCAUUGUCACCCCCCUGGCCAUGUACCUGUCCUUCUUCUAUGUCCACCUGACACUGCUCUAUCGCUCUGGGCCUCAUGACCAGAUCAUGACAAGUGCUUUCCAAGCCAGCCUAGAGGGUGGACUGGCUCGGAUCACUCAGGGUCAGCCCCUGGAGGUGGCCUAUGGCUCUCAGAUCACCCUGAGGAACGUGCUGGGCAAGCCCAUGCAGUGUUGGCUCCAUUCUCACACAAAUACUUACCCCAUCAGGUAUGAGAAUGGCCGAGGGAGUUCCCAUCAGCAGCAGGUGACCUGCUAUCCCUUCAAGGAUGUGAACAACUGGUGGAUUGUCAAGGAUCCUGGAAUGCAGCAGCUGGUGGUGAGCAACCCCCCCCGGCCCGUCAGGCACGGACACAUCGUGCAGCUGGUCCAUGGCAUCACCACCCGCUACCUCAACACGCAUGAUGUUGCUGCCCCUCUUAGCCCUCACUCCCAAGAAGUUUCCUGCUAUAUUGAUUAUAACAUCUCCAUGCCAGCACAGAACCUCUGGAGAGUGGAAAUUGUAAAUCGUGAGUCUGACACAGACGUGUGGAAGACAAUUCUGUCAGAAGUGAGGUUUGUUCACGUGAACACCUCUGCAGUGCUAAAGCUCAGUGGAGCAUCUUUACCUGAGUGGGGAUACCAGCAGCUGGAGGUGGUUGGAGAGAAGCUGUCCAAAGGCUACCACGAGAGCAUGGUGUGGAAUGUGGAGGAGCACAGAUAUGGGAAAAGCCAAGAGCAGAAAGAGAGGCAAGUGGAGCUCCACUCUCCCACACAGAUGGACAUCAGUAAAAACCUCAGCUUCAUGGCAAAGUUCACGGAGUUGCAGUGGAAAAUACUGACACUAAAAAACGAAGCCACAGAACACAAGUACAGCUCCUCUGCCCUUGACUGGAUCACAAUGGACACAAAUAUUGCCUACUGGCUCCACCCCACCUCUGGGGCCCAGAUCCACCUCCUGGGGAAUGUUGUCACCUGGGCUUCAGCUAAUGUUGCUGCUCUGAUCUACACCUGUUUGUCCCUCUGGUACUUGGUCCGACGACGAAGAAGGAUCUAUGACAUUCCUGAAGAUGUGUGGCAGCUGUGGGUGUCAGCUGGGGGGAUCUGCCUGGGAGGCUGGGCUGUGAACUACCUGCCCUUCUUCCUGAUGGAGAAAACACUUUUCCUCUACCACUACCUGCCUGCCCUCACGUUCCAGAUCCUCCUCAUCCCCAUCGUGUUGCAGCAUCUUGGCACUCAUCUCUGCAGGUCUCCACUUCUCAGGAGCAUGUUCAGUGCCUUGGUGGUCGCCUGGUUCUCCUCCAUCUACCUUGUCUACUCCACCUUCAGCCCCGUGACCUACGGGCAGCCCUCGCUCUCUGUCACUGAGCUGAGGCACCUGCGCUGGAAGGAGACCUGGAACAUCCUCCUCCGAAAACAGUGACACCCACAGGCUUGGUACAGGCAAAAGGAGACUCCUUCUAUGCAAAGCCAAGAGUUUAUUGUUAGUAUCAUGGAAAUCUGAACAGUCUGAUCAAAUAAGGGAUAGUAGUCCAGAUCUAAUUAUUACAGAAAAAGAAAAGAAUAUUGUUACCAAAAAAGAGAGAGGUCUCAACAGUGCUAGAGCUGCUAGGAGCACAAUUCCCAGUCUCUGCCCCUGUUACAUUCACCCUCCCACUGCCCCUCGGGGUUGGGAGGUUGCUGACUUCAGUCCAGCAGCAUCCCAGGACCCUUGCUGGGAGGAUCAGGCUCCAAGGGCUCCUUCUUCCUCCUCCCUGGUGAUGAUGGUCUCUUCCUUCUCACACUCUUGUUGCACUAUAUUUAUGUUUAUGUUCCCUAGCACCUUGGUCUGCAAUUCCAGGUUACAGCAAGUCACUGUGAACAGAUACUCUCCAACAUACUGCAUCCUUUUUCCUUUGUUAUUCCUGGUUUUCCCAGCCCCAAAACUGACACAUAUUUAGCUGUCAAUAACUGGCCCUGCAGUCUUCAGCAUCAUCCCAUGGCUGUAUCCCCCAUCAGAGCAUUCUCUGCCCCUCCCCCAAGUCAAUGCUCUGCUAUCAUCAUCCCUGGUUCAUUAAUUACAGCAUUAAGCCAAGUUUAUAAAUAGUCCAUUUUGCAUAACAUAACGACUCGGUACUGUUAUCUGUGGAUAAUCAUUUGGCAUAACCAUCAUUUUUAUGAAGCUAGGCAAAAAUAAAACAGAGGCAUUACAAAAAAAUGCUGUUACAGCUAAAUAAGCUAUAAACAAAGCUCCAGGCAGGCCAAGAAGUCAGCCAAAGCCAGAAGAGUCCCCUGGCCUCGUGUUCCUGCUCCUGGGCUGCAGGAUUACCCCUCAAGCCUCAUCCCAAGACGAGCUCUAAGUGAGGCAGAAAUGAUCAGGCUGACAAGGAAACCUGCUCAAACCUGCACCCACGGCCUCAGGGUAAGAACAGUGACUCAGGCCAUGCCCUGGCCUGCACCAGCAGAGGAGCUCACAGGAUAGAAGGUGCCAGAGGCACCUGGGAUUGCUCAGCAGGGAAUUUAUAACAGCUCUGUACAGGUGUUAGGGGCUGCAGUACCUACACCACUGACUGAUUUAUUUUUCCAUGUGGCUGCAGCAGCAGGAUCUUGCAAUCCAGCUUCAAGCUGACCCUAGCCAGACAGGGUGCUGCUAACUGCUCUAACAGAUGCUAUUCCAGGCUGCCUUGAGCUCCCUCCCCGCCCCCCAGAGGAAGGGAUGAUCAAACACCACAGUCAUUCAAAGCAGGUUUUAGUGACUAUUUUCCUCCUCCUUCAUCAGCCCCGGUAGCUCAUGCUUCACUGCGGUAGCUCAUGCUCUAAGUUUGGCACCCUGAGCUGAGCAGCACCCAGCAGCAGCUGGGAAAUGAGCUGCUUUCUCCUCAGCAGGACAGACGUACCCCUGACCUGGGAGAUCACAGCUGGGUAACAAACAUCGACUGAUUUCCAGUGUUGAAAAGACUACGGGGCUGAAAGUGCAGACUGCAUUUUUUUGAAGUGUUGUUUGUUUUUCUCCUUUUCCUGAAGCAGCCGUUACCAAAGCUCAGCCAACAACGCUGAGCCAAGGGAAGAAAGGACUGAGUAUAAGGGCAUCUCCAGACUUGUUCCUUCCUGUCCCUUUCUGCCGCUGCAGUGCAAGUAGCACAAAUACCUCAUAUAAAACAGUCAUUUCUGCUCAC
Apus apus (common swift) is the source of this 4098-nucleotide messenger RNA. RefSeq names its product protein O-mannosyltransferase 1 (gene POMT1). The coding region runs from base 189 to 2366 and encodes 725 amino acids. Gene Ontology annotation, molecular function: dolichyl-phosphate-mannose-protein mannosyltransferase activity. Lineage: Eukaryota; Metazoa; Chordata; Aves; Apodiformes; Apodidae. Gene Ontology annotation, cellular component: membrane; endoplasmic reticulum. The transcript has 21 exons. Gene Ontology annotation, biological process: protein O-linked glycosylation via mannose. The record is from RefSeq and is a predicted model, not a curated record.